AUGUCUCUCGGACGAACCGUCGCUCUCAACACCGGGGCCAAGAUCCCGCUUCUUGGAUUUGGAACCUGGCAGGCGGAGCCAGGUCAGGUUGGCGCUGCAGUUUACGAGGCUCUCAAGGCUGGAUAUCGCCAUUUGGACUUGGCCAAGGUCUACGGCAACCAGAAGGAAAUCGCCCAGGGUAUCAAGAAGGCCCUCAAAGAAGUCCCCGGCCUCAAGCGUGAAGAUUUGUUCAUCACCUCCAAGCUCUGGAACUCGCAGCACCGCCCCAAGGAUGUCCCCUCAGCACUGGACGACUGCCUGGCGGAGUUAGAACUCGAAUACCUCGAUCUCUACCUGAUGCAUUUCCCAGUCGCGUUUGACUCAUCCAACCCCAACACCGAGCUCUUCCCGUUGAAGGAGAACGGCGACGUCAAGAUGCUCGAUGAUGUUUCUGUCGUCGACACCUGGAAGGCCUUGACUGAGCUGCCAAAGGAGAAGGCCCGCGCUGUCGGUGUCUCCAACUUCGGUGUUGACCAUCUCGAGGCUGUGAUCAAGGCCACCAAUGUCGUCCCUGCCGCCAACCAGGUCGAGCGUCACCCUCUGCUGCCUCAGCGUGAGCUCAUCGACUACGCCCAGAAGAAGAACAUCCACAUCACGGCGUACUCCGCAUUCGGCAACAACAUGUUCGACAAGCCUCUUCUCAUCACCUACCCCGAGAUCACCAAGAUUGCGGAGAAGAUUGGUGCUACGCCCGCACAGGUCAUCCUCGCCUGGGCCCAAGAAGGCGGCCACAGCGUCAUCCCCAAGUCCGUCACUCCAUCAAGAAUCGCAUCGAACUUCAAGGAGGUCGAGAUUUCCAAGGAGGAUCUUGCCGCCGUCAACAAGCUCGGCGACAACCCAGUCCGAUACAACAUCCCAUACAUUGCCAACAAGCCCCGCUGGCCAGUCGACCUCUUCAGCACCCCCGAAGAGAAGGACGCUCCGCACAAAGUCAUCGUCUAG
Messenger RNA from Zasmidium cellare ATCC 36951, 981 nucleotides. RefSeq lists its product as uncharacterized. The record is from RefSeq and is a predicted model, not a curated record. Gene Ontology annotation, molecular function: aldose reductase (NADPH) activity. NCBI's taxonomy places the organism in Eukaryota, Fungi, Ascomycota, Dothideomycetes, Mycosphaerellales, Mycosphaerellaceae. The transcript has 5 exons. Gene Ontology annotation, cellular component: cytosol. The coding region runs from base 1 to 981 and encodes 326 amino acids.